GGAAUGAAUAAUCAAGGUUGCCCGGGCAAUCGAAGUACUUUUGCAUGAUUGCUGUUCAUGAAGAACAGAAGCUGAAAGCUAGUAACAGACGACUAUGGUCUGUCAGUUGGAACUACAAUGGAUCUUAUUUAGUUUCUUGCGGAGAAGACAGAGAGAUCAAACUGUGGUCCAAGUGCUGUGAUGGUUUGUGGGGACCUACUUUUUGUCUCCCUGAAGCUCACAAGAGGUCGAUUAGAUGCGUAACUUGGUCACCAUGUGGCUCCUACAUAGCUUCUGCUAGUUUUGACGGUACAGUUGCAAUAUGGAAAAUACCAAAGGAAUUUUCAGCAUUGGAGUUUGAGGCAUUGGUGACCCUUGAAGGUCAUACUAGUGAGGUUAAAUGCGUUGCCUGGUGUCCGUCUGGUCAUCUGAUAGCUACCUGUGGUCGAGACAAAAGUGUCUGGCUGUGGGAAUUUGACGAUGAAGAGGAUGUUCAGUGCAUAAGUGUACUGCAACCACAUUCUCAGGAUGUAAAAUCAGUGGCAUGGCAUCCUGAUGGUGAGGUUUUGGUUUCCACAAGCUACGAUAAUAAAAUCAAUGUUUACCGAGAGGAGAUUGAUGAUUGGACUGUUUUUGUUCAACUGACUGGACAUAGCUCAACUGUAUGGAAAGCAGAGUUUUCUCCAUCAGGAGAUAUUCUAGCGAGUUGUAGUGAUGAUCGAUGUGUCAAACUUUGGGCAUGGGAUGGCGUUUGCAGUAAAUCAUCUUCAUGGAUAUGUAUUGGCAAUGUAACUGGAUAUCACACACGUACCAUCUUUGAUUUAAGUUGGUCACCGGAUGGACAACUUUUGGCUAGUUGUGGUGCUGACAACAGAAUAUGUAUUUACAAAAUGCCAUCUAAUGGUUUAAUUCAUACUAGUGGAAAGCCGUGUUUAUCAGAACCGCCUAUUUUAUGGAGUCAUGUUCCAAAUGCACACUUAGAAGAUGUGAACUGUGUACAAUGGCAACCUCAGGUUAAUAAUGAUAAGAACUCUAGUAAAGAUAUGGUAACCGAUUCGUAUUUCAUUCUUACAACAGCUUCUGAUGAUGGUUAUAUUAAAUUUUGGUCUGUUAGACAUACAGUAUAGUUCAUCUUUUCGUUACAUAUCAGGUGUACAGUAUUUUUAAUUGACUUACUUUCUAUUGUGUCUUUCUAUACCAUUUUCAUCAGAAAUCGUUUCACUUAUCAGAUUCUAUGGCUGAAAUUUGUUUUCUACUUGUAGAUAAAUAAACUUAGAUACUUUAA
This is a messenger RNA of Heterobilharzia americana, 1264 nucleotides long. Lineage: Eukaryota; Metazoa; Platyhelminthes; Trematoda; Strigeidida; Schistosomatidae. The record is from the annotation of a GenBank genome assembly.